This is a messenger RNA of Pectinophora gossypiella (pink bollworm), 4199 nucleotides long. RefSeq lists its product as uncharacterized. NCBI's taxonomy places the organism in Eukaryota, Metazoa, Arthropoda, Insecta, Lepidoptera, Gelechiidae. The record is from RefSeq and is a predicted model, not a curated record. Bases 169 to 4065 code for a protein of 1298 amino acids. The transcript is spliced from 7 exons.
UUUUCGUGCGAGUCGUUGUGUUGUUUUCGCUUGCAAUUUUGUUUAAAAAUAUGAUAUUAAAAGCUUUCUAAACUAUCCCCGUCUCAAAAAUAAGUGUUUUUAUUGAUACGUUGACGUUUCUGGCAAUACAUAGUGCAUUUUUGAAUGAAAAGUGCCAUUUAAAAAACAAUGCCGAAGUCUCGGAUUCCGUCGCCGGCACGUUCUCAAGGGGCUCCGGUGACGCCCCGUCGAAACCGGCUGCGUAGUACUCGCAGCGUGGGUUCUCCGGCGCGCUCAACGACCUCAGGACGCCUUAGUUCCAUCGUGGACCAGUUCAAAGAGCACAACAAGGACUCCUUCGCCCUUUCUCCCUUGAGCAAGACUGUUUUGAGUGACAAUACGGAUAUUGAAAUACCUAGACGUAAAAGCUGGUGGAAGAAAGUGGAAAAUUCAAGAGAUGUGAUAGAAAUACUGGACAAUGACAAACCAGCAAACCCUAAUGUGUUGGAGGAAUUUGAUGUUGAAAUUUUAAGCCAAGAAAAAAAGGAAGUAAAAGAUUACACUUUAGAUUUACCAGAAAGCAGUGACAGUGAAUCUAUUAGCAGCAUAGUAGUACCACAACGCAGAUUAUUCACCCAAAAAGAAAAUGUGCCCCAAAAAAAGUUUGGUCAAGUUAUUGGAAACAGAGAAACUAUGGCCAAACACAACAAAACAAAACUGGAAGAUGAAAAAACUGCUAACGUUGGUACAAAAAACCUCUUUUCCAAACAAUCUAAACCAGUGUUUCCCUCUGGGCUACUUAAUAUAACAGCAGAUAAAACCCUCGCUAAUAAAACCAAUGAUUUAGCAACAGAAGUAAAAGGCCAACCUAGAAAUCUGUUUGGUAAUCGUCUGGGUACCAAAAGAAAGAACAUGUUUGCAGAUUUUGUUGUGUCUGAAAGUGAGGAUGAGAUCCCAGAUAUACAGCCUAAGCUUUUUGCAUUUCAUAAGCAAUCUGAACCUUCUAGGCGCAGUAGCGCCACUUCUAGGGGCAUGCGAGAUCCUUCACCCACCUCUAGUAUCACUACUGACAUAGAAAUGGAUGAUUGGAAGCUUCUGCCUUCGUCUACCAUGGUUGAACAUCAGCUCGAAGCAAAUCUUACUACUCCUGGAAAGAGAGCUAGGCUGAGUAAGCUGUCUGAAGCUAAAGAAUCUACUGCCACUGAUUCCACAAAGCAAUCAAUUAAAUCUGGGUCUUCCAAAAAUAAAUCCAAAACAUUGACAAGUCCCAAAGAAGAACAAACUGAAAAAAUUGUAAAACAUCAAACAUCGCCUACGAAUGAUGUACUCGAAGAUUCGAGACCUAAAACGCGUAAUUCGACCCGCAAUAAGAGUAAACUGGACAGCAGUAAGCCUACGAACACUUCCCUCGCACAAAAUAAUUCAAAUGUUGCUGUCGGAGAUAUGACUGAAACAAGUAAUUUAAAAAACAGAACAAGAGUCAUCCAUAAGAAUGCAAACACUCAUUUUUCAACUCAAAAUUUGGAAGAAACAGAACAAGCAGAUGUAGUAGAUGCCAAAAGACAUUAUGAAGAUGAACCAGCUUGUGAUGCAGAGAUGCCAGAAGAGCAAAUAGAAGAUGAUGAAGAAAUUGCUUUAACUUAUGAGGACAAUGAAGAACAUCAAGAAAAAAGUGAAACACAUGCUGCUGUUGAAAAUAAAACUAAAAAUAUGUCUUCCAAUAAUACACUUCCAAAAGACUCUGAAGUCCCUGAUCAAUUAGAGAAAGAAUUAGCUAGUAUAGUUGGAGAAGCGGCUGAAAACAUUAUACAGACCGAAACGCCCAUACAUGAAAAGUCAAGCCACAUGAAUAAGAAAGUUGUUGAAGAGACUCCUGACACACAGACGUUUACAGAAAAACUUAUCCAAAAUGCAAUUCCACAAAAAGAAGCUACAGGCGUUAAUGCAAGUAGAAAGUUGGAAAAUGAUGAAAAAAUGGAAGCAUCUGAGAUGAACGACCAACACGAGUCUACAGCACUUACAACUGAAGUACAAGUAAAACCUCAAAAUAAAACAGUCAGACAAGAAAUUGAGGUAGGACAAGAAACAAAGAUUUUUGAAGUUAAUAAGUUGAAAGAUAAAGAACUAGACCAACAGGAAGGAAUGGAACAAGAACAAAUAGAAGCGAAUAAUGAAGACGCUGAAGAGAUGGAAGCGAGUAACCAAAAAGUAGAACAAAACGUUCUAGAAGAAGUAGAAAGCGACGAAGAAGCAGAAGUAAGUGAACAAGAAGUCGAAGCAGGUGAUGAAGUAGCUGAAGCAAGUGAUCAAGAAGUUGAAGUGAGUGAUCAAGAAGUAGAAGUGAGUGACCAAGAAGCCGAAGGGAGUGACCAAGAAGCCGAAGCGAGUGACCAAGAAGCCGAAGCGAGUGACCAAGAAGCUGAAGUGAGUGACCAAGAAGCCGAAGCGAGUGACCAAGAAGCCGAAGCGAGUGACCAAGAAGCCGAAGCGAGUGACCAAGAAGCUGAAGUGAGUGACCAAGAAGCCGAAGCGAGUGAUCAAGAAGCCGACACAAGCGAAGAAAAAACAGAAGCAGAGCAGGAAUUAGAUGCUGAUGAAGAAGAAGACCAAGAACAAAGUGAGCAAAACAUCGAAACGAGUGACAAUGAAGAGGUUCAAGCUACUGAAAAUGAUCAAAAGGAUCAUGAAGUAAGUCAAAACAUUGACGAUCAGGAUGAUGAUCAAGAAGAACACGAAGAUGACGAGGAAGAUCCUUCAGAUAAUGAAGAAGAAGUACAAAAUGACAGUCAAGAAAUUGGUCAUGAAGAAAUAAAUGAGAGCCAAGAACAAAUGGAGACUGCUGACAAUGAGACUGAAGAAGUAGAGGAAGAGAAUGAAGAAAUAAAUGACAGUGAAGAACCUGAACAAAGCGAAGAACACACUAAUAACCAAGAAACAGAACCACAGCAGUCCUCACAUGAAGACGCUAACAUAACACACGACACUACAGGCAGCAACAGGAAAAAACGGGAAACAAAUUCCCCAGAAGCAAUUUUACACAAUGUAUCUAACGAAAUGGAUUCCUUCACGGCUAAAGGACGAAAUACUAGCAUUAGAAAAACGAAAAGUAUUCUUAAAAACUUUACUAUCAGACCUAGUUUAGCGCCACCAAGAGAAAGCACAGGGUUCAGUGACGGAACUAAGAAUUCCAGCGCAGAAGGUUCAGGAUGGGACUCGCACAGAACAACACGUAAAACGUUGAGGCAAACUUUUGGAAAAGAAUUCACGCCUAGGAAAUCGCUAAGAGCAUUGGUUAUGGAGAAGUCAGCAAAACGACAAACAGCAAUAAACGAAGCUAAUGCUGAAUUAAAACUACCGCAAGCUAACUCUACAGAAUUACAAGAUUACAAUCAAGAUGUGGAGAUGGAUUAUGACGAGAAUGUGGACCCACUUGAAUCAGACCACGAGAUAUCGAGGCGAACUCGUCAAACUACAUUAGAAAUGUACCUGCAGAAGAUUAAGAAAGAGAACAUGGAUAGGAAACUGAAAAUUGAAGAGCAAGUACGAAACUCCUUAAAAUCCAACCCAGUUCGUCUGGACGUACUGAACUUCAAAGUGCCAGCGAAGCCGACGAUACGUCGCGCAAUGAAAUCUUCAUUACAAACCGCUCAAAAAGUGAAGCGGCUGAAACCAUCAGUGAUUCCACUGGAAGAUUUGCCACAGGAAUUGGUUGAGGACAUGAAGUAUAGGCCUCCGAAGCGGUUCCGGCCCAGUAACGCGUCUUGGAUCACAAAGAGGCUGUAUAAGUUCUUAGAAACCAAACUAGAGCCCAAAUACGACUACAAAGCCCGCGUCCGCGCAGAGAAGCUAGUCGAAACGAUCUACAACUUCGUACGCGACGUGCGCAGACACCGCGUGGCGCCGCCGCACGCGGUCACCGAGCUCAAGAGGGAGAUGGCGCGUCUAGACGUCACCAAUACACACUUCGAGUUUUAUAACUUCUUCAACGAUUACUUGCCUGUCGAGAUUAAAGUUAAGGUGGUACCAGACAUAGUAAACGACAUACCACUGCCUAGAGAAGGCGUGUUCGCGCCCAUUCUGGUAUAGCUGCAGAAGUGGUACAUAAAGCAGGACUUAUUGUGGCUCGAUAAUGUAAUUAUUGAUAUUAAUCUGAAUCAUGAAGUAUUUUAAUAAUUUUUGCAUUUCGAUGAAUGACUGUGUAAUAAAAAAUGUGUUUUGAA